AUGAAACUUUGUGACCCUGUCAAGCAGCUCGAGGCCGCACGUGGGUACGUGUAUCCGACGGAUGGUGCGCUGGUGCUAGUAAAUACCAAAAAAAUGGCGGCAGGACAGCAUUUGCUGCAUGGCUAUCGCAAUCGCAGUGCUAAGGUCUGGCACUUUUUUGGCCACACGCUAGCGGCCAUUAAGACGGUCAAACAGCGUAAGAAGUUUCUCGAUGUCGUGGCCAAGGGUGACUUGGCUGAGGUCAUGGACGCACUAAACGCGGGCGCUGAUCUUACAAUCAAGAAUUCGUUAGGGCAGUCACCUGUCUACGUAGCCGCUGCUAAUGGCUUUCACCACGUGCUUACGCUUCUACUGGAGCGUGGUGCAAACGUGAACGAGAUGGCGCUAGACGGCUUUACCCUUUUGCACGUUGCUUGCGAAAAUAAUCACAACCGUGUGGCCAAGAUUCUUGUUAAAUACAAUGCGCGCGUGGAUGUGGUGGCACUCAGCGGGUGUACGCCGCUGCAUGUUGCGGCUAAGCACGGCCACUCGGAGAUUGUAGCCAUGCUGUUGUCGGCGCGAGCUAAGACUGACUUUCCGGUUCGGGAUACGACCACGACAGCGUUGUUGCUGGCAUGCAUGGCCGGACAUUCAAAUGUAGUCGAGCAACUGCUGGACGCUGGUGCUGAUCCGCAGGUAGAAGACGCAGAUGGUAACACGCCGCUGCACUUUACUAGCCGCGACGGGAAUUAUCGUGCUACUUAUCUUUUGCUGACCGCUGGAGCUGAUCCAGACAUGCCAAAUGAGAAGGGCGAGACAGCCUUUGACAUGGCCGAACAACAAGGUCACUCGCACGUGCAUUACCUGCUGGAGACAAAUGGUAUGGGUGCGGAUGGCCAGACAGUGGAUGAGAUGGAUAUUGCUUGCUCUCAGGAUGUUCGUCUCAGUGAGGCAUUGGCUCGCAACAGGCCAGAAAUUGCAGAGGUGAUUGUGAAGCUUCAUAUGAAGUAUGCUGGCUAUUUCGCGCUGGGUGCACUUCCCGAAGACGAGCGUGUGACCGAAUUCACGGAGAAUACUAACCAGCUGCUGUUUUAA
Peronospora belbahrii is the source of this 1074-nucleotide messenger RNA. NCBI's taxonomy places the organism in Eukaryota, Oomycota, Peronosporomycetes, Peronosporales, Peronosporaceae. The record is from the annotation of a GenBank genome assembly.